Macadamia integrifolia is the source of this 921-nucleotide messenger RNA. RefSeq lists its product as uncharacterized. The record is from RefSeq and is a predicted model, not a curated record. The transcript is spliced from 2 exons. The coding region runs from base 1 to 921 and encodes 306 amino acids. Lineage: Eukaryota; Viridiplantae; Streptophyta; Magnoliopsida; Proteales; Proteaceae.
AUGGACUCAAACCCGUGGGGUAUUAUAGGUGAUUUUAAUGUUGUCAGGUCUACCUCUGAAAAACUGGGAGGUGUCCCCAUUGACCCUACUUUUGUUAAGGCUUUUAACAGCUGCCUUGAUGAUGUUAAUAGGAAUGAUCUUCGUUGGUCUAGUGCCAAUCUCACUUGGCAGAACCGUAGAAGUGGGGCUGACAGGAUGGCUUACAAGCUUAAUAGGGCCCUUGUAAAUGAAGCUUGGAUGACCUAUUACCCUGCAUCCUUUGCCACAUUUGAUGCCCCCACCAUCUCAAAUCACUGCCCCAUUUCCCUCCAUGCCUACUCCUCCUCCUCCUUUGGCCCUAAACCCUUCAAAUUCUUUGAUAUAUGGACCCUCCACCCUGAUUUCUCCUUUAUUGUCCGUGAUGCUUGGAAUCUCCCCGUUAAAGACUUCUCCUCUCCCCUCAUUGCCUUGUCCAGGAAGCUUAAGAAUGUAAAAUCUACUCUCAAGCUUUGGAACUCUAAAUGUUUCAGUAACAUCUCUGGCAAAGUCUCGGAGUGCAGAGAGAGGCUUGAAUCCAUUCAAGAAAAUCUCCUGUCCGACCUCCAUAAUAUUGCUCUAGCAGAGGAAGAGAAAUCCUCUUCCCUUGAGCUCUCCCUCCUCCUGACCCAAGAAGAGAAUCAUUCCUCCAUCUCUUCCAUCAUGUCCUCCCUCCGUCUCUUUGAGCAUCUCUCGGGUCUCCAGAUCAACCCAGUGAAAUCCCGCAUCUUCACCUCUGGGAUUGAGGAAGCUUCCACCAAUCGCCUUCUUAAGAUCAUUAGAUUCCGCCUUGGCUCUCUUCCAGUCAAGUAUCUUGGCCUCCGCUCAUCCCCGCAGACUCUCUGGCCAUCAUUACACCCCAAUCCUGGAUCUCCUAUGGAAAAGACUUCAGUUGUGGAAGAGUAA